GUGCAACGUAAGCAGUGCCACAUCAGCAGUGCCAUGUCAGAUACAGUGCCACGUCAGACAAAGUGCCACGUCAGCAGUGCCACGUCAGCAACAUGACGGGCCUGCCAGGCCAACUGGCCAAUGAGCCCAUUGCCGACUACAAAAAGCGCGUCCAUGCUCAGCUCGCUGCAAUCGAGGCUGAGGAACAACGCCAGCUGGCAGUCAAGGCUGCCCAGCUACAGGCUGAUGAAGCGGCAACAGCAGAGAAGCUGCGGCUACAGGCCGAAGCARACGCAGAUGCCCAGGCUCGCCUCAAGGAAGCCCAGGCUCUGCUGCAGCGGCAUGAAGCCAACAACAUCGAGAAACUCGAGAACUGGCAUUUUGAACCGAACGGCGACGAGCCAACACCGGAAGAACAGCAUAAGGAACUCAUGGCCAAGCUCCUGAGCAGAUUGGUUUACACAUGUAACCACCUACACUCCGAGCUGGCAAACCUUCAGCGGGCCGUGCGGGACCAUAAGAGUCAGCACGAGGAUGUCACACGGGCACUGGACGCCCGUGUACUGGACCUGGAAAAGGCUGUACCAGGACCAGCUGUUGGGGCUUCCAGCAGUGCACCCUCUAGCCGCCAACUGGCGGACCGCGUUGACCACGUAGUGGCAAUGCUCAGCGACAUCAGCACUUUCGCUGCGCCGACCACCACCAUCAGUAGUCAGCUGCAUACAUUGAAGACCGAGGUCCAGCAGCUGCAGACGACGAACGCGGAUGGCAACCCGAAGAUGUAUAAGAUGCCAACUUUCAAUCUGGAGAGGUUCGACGACUACACGCAGCAGGAUCCSGUCCUCUGGUGGGAAGCAUUCACAACGCAACUCAGGAUUCUGCCCGUAGCCAAGCAUGCGUACAUCGGCGCCCUGUUCCUGAACUCAAAGGGCGGAUGCCAGACCUGGUUGAGCCACCUGGCAGCCUCCCACGGCGUCGACGUACCAGACUUGAAGGACCAAAUCACAUGGGAAGAACUGACACGGCUGUGGAAGAAGCGGUUCAUCGUCGACGACGUGCCGGCACGCGCCAUCAACCGUUUGUUCACCAUGUCACAGGGCAACACUGCAACACGGGAUUGGCUCACAGAGUGGCAGAAGAUUGCGGCAGUGCCCAAUCUGGAGCUGCCUUUCACUCACCUCAGACGUGAGUUCUACAACAGAUCCUGCGCUGCAUUGAGCCAGGCUCCUGGUGAUCGCGAGCAGUACUCCACUUUCGCCGAGAUUAUCGACAAGGCGAGGGAGAUCAUCAAGACCAACAGGUCAGCUGCACACGAGAAGUCACCAUGGCAGCCGACCUAUGUGGAGAAGGUACGAACAAGUCCGCAACAGCAGCACUUCGCUGCAGUCCAGCAGGACAGUGGAGAUAACCCAACAGCCACUCCAGCAUCAAGUGACGGAGAUCAGGUGGCUGCUGUCCAGCCGCGAAGCAACAACAAGUCCCGCAACAAUGGGAAGGCAAAAUCCGCAUCGCAGGCCGGAAAUGGACAGCCAGUACAACUGCUACUGGUGCAACAGCACCAAGCACAAGACCUCCCUGUGCCAAGAUCAGGGCAAGGAGGAUGUGUGACCCCGCCUCAGCUCGGGAAACUGAGCUCCGCGGAAGGUGAGGCGACUCCACCUUCUACUCCGCCAGAUUCGGCCGCCUUGCAAGCGGCCUCCUGCACAUCUGGGGAGGAUGCGAAUGUCGGAAGUCCUCAGUAUACUUACGAGGAUUAUGCUGUCCACUUGGUUCCACCGCUGGACCAAACGCUCCACGUGCAGCAGUCCACCACAUGCACGGUUUCAUCACCAUCGGCAACCGAUUCGGCAGCUUCGCCGCAAUCUAUCGCCAGGGAUUCGACGUCAUGGUCAAGACAUGAAGAGCUCGACCCGUUGACGUUCACGGACUUCCAGUGGAUAUCCGUUCCCUCGACCGGACGAUUGCCGAAACCGCAUUGCAAUGCGCUAAUGGCACAACUGCGGGACUACUUGCACACUGCAGUACCAGCUCCGUUGAUGGACGCCGGAGCAGAGGUUGUCGACCUUCACGCUUACAUCGCGAAGAUCGACCGCGAGUUCAAGACGCAAUGGUACAACGACAUCGACGCACCAUUGCUAUACGUACGCAUUCAGAUUGGAGAGGCGACCUGCAGUGCCUUGAUCGAUUGCGGAGCAUUUCGCAACUACAUCAGCCAGGACUUCAUGGUACGCGCCGGCCUUGGCCCACGUGUCCGGAGGAAGUCCCAGCCUACGCUAGUCACUCUGGCAGACGGUCAUACACACAAGUCCAUCGACCGGUGCAUUGAAGCCGUCCCAGUGUACUUUGCCCCUCACGCAAGUGAGGCGGUGUCCUUUGACAUUCUAGACACCAAAUUCGACAUGAUCUUGGGCAUGUCAUGGCUGCGAAGCGAGGAUCACCCGGUGAACUUCUUCCACCGCACCGUUCACAUCCAUGAUCGAAACGGAGUACUAGUUCCAUGCACGGUGCCUCUUCCUCAUCCUUCGAUCAGCUGCCACGUGGUAUCUGCCGCAAGCAUGCGAGCUUCCAUCAUCAGAGACGACAUCGAGGAGAUGGGGGUGUGUUUUCUCCACGCCCUCCCGCCCCAUGACGCUUCAUCGACGGACUCACCUUCGGAUCCACGCAUCACCGAACUUCUCGACGCCUACAGCGACGUGUUCGAAGGCCCGCACGGGGUAGUACCGGAUCGACCCAUCCGCCAUGAGAUCAUGCUCGAGGACGGGGGCGUACCUCCGCGCGGUUGCAUCUACCAAAUGAGCGAGGAAGAGUUAAGUGUGCUCCGCGCACAACUCGACGACCUUGUAGAGAAAGGUUGGAUUCGGCCUAGCUCAUCGUCAUACGGUGCUCCUGUUCUCUUCGUCCAGAAAAAGAACAAGGGCCUGCGGUUGUGCAUCGAUUAUCGCAAUCUCAACGCGCAGACGAUCAGGAACGCCGGCCCUCUCCCGCGAAUCGAUGACCUUCUCGAGCGAUUAAGCGGCGGCCAGUUUUUCUCUAAGCUGGAUCUCAAGUCAGGGUACCACCAACUCGAGAUUCGCAAGGAGGAUCGCUACAAGACCGCGUUCAAGACACGGUAUGGGCAUUUCGAAUGGCUGGUCAUGCCGUUUGGCCUUACGAAUGCCCCAGCCACUUUCCAAGCAGCUAUGACAACGGAGUUCCGACACAUGCUGGAUCGGUUUGUACACAUCUACCUCGACGACAUCUUUGGUGUAUAGUCGGAGUUUGGACGAGCAUGUGGAGCACCUGCGCACCGUUUUG
Messenger RNA from Chara braunii, 3273 nucleotides. NCBI's taxonomy places the organism in Eukaryota, Viridiplantae, Streptophyta, Charophyceae, Charales, Characeae. The record is from the annotation of a GenBank genome assembly.